This is a messenger RNA of Trypanosoma cruzi, 2052 nucleotides long. RefSeq lists its product as uncharacterized. The record is from RefSeq and is a predicted model, not a curated record. Bases 1 to 2052 code for a protein of 683 amino acids. NCBI's taxonomy places the organism in Eukaryota, Euglenozoa, Kinetoplastea, Trypanosomatida, Trypanosomatidae. The transcript has a single exon. Gene Ontology annotation, biological process: DNA-templated transcription. Gene Ontology annotation, cellular component: nucleus; RNA polymerase III complex.
AUGAAGUUUGGUGUGAGAGACCGGCGGGAUGCAGACGACGACGACGACGAGGUGAUUGCCACGUACAACGUCUACGCAUCGCCGCUGCAGCAGCAAUUGCACAUCUUCCAGUUUCCACUGAGGCGCAAGACGCAGCCCUAUGAAACCGACGAAGUGCGACUCUUUGUGACGGAAGGGGUGACCCAUGUGGGCAAGGAGGCAACACCGCCAUCCGCGUCAUCGGCGUCCAUUUUGUCUCCAUCGUCCAGGCUGACGAUGCACUGCCGCCUUGACACGUUUGGCUCCAGUUCCUUCGUGGAGCCAUCACACCAGCAGCAACGGCAGUUGCCGAUGCAGCAGACAGAGGAUAGGUUCUGUAGGGGUGAGCAGCAGCGGAGAAACUCGUAUCACUACGCGCUGCAGUCUCACCCCUUUCAGCCCCGAUGUGAUUAUGCUGUCGGGUUUAUUGUCGAUGGGGCAAUUCAUCUGACUCCAGUCAGUACCAUUCAACAGUUCACACCUAUUGUCAAGCCAACGACGCUUAUUGCCGCUCAUCGUGUGGGCGAUGAAUUUACAAGCGUGCAAUCCACUCCAAUUGUUCCCGGACUUGCCAUUUCUGACCGCAUCAAUCGAGAAAUGUUGCGUCAGCGCAGCGUCAUGUUGAACACGGACGCAGCGACAGCAAAGGAGUUGCAGUACUUUCCCAUUGGUUCAGUGGAAAGUAUGGCCAUGCGUCGUCGGCUGUGUUCAACAACCUAUGACGUCUCCUCUCUCGCCCAAACUGUAGGGAACCAGCGGUCAAACACGCAAACGGAAGAUAGCCUGUUUCCACCGGAACUUCUCAUUUCAGGUGGAAUCUCCGGUGGGGAAGAUGCGGCGGUUGCUAGAAGUUUGCUCCGGCGCUAUGCACAUCGCUACAGCGUCUUGGAUCAGGUGCUGGUCCUCCUACAGCGUUGUCAAGUGAUGAAGCUUACGGAACUGCGUGAGCUGGUGGUUUCUCCGGAUCAGACGCUCGUUCCGCCACCACCAUCACCAUCCACUGCACCUCAACAGCCGCAAGGCGGUGUGACCGAUAAACAGCUGCUGGAGGCACUGAGAGAGGUUGCUGUGUGGAUGCACGGGGUGUGGGUAUCGAAGACGGCGUCCCGAUUUAAGGGCACAGUCGCCGCCCUGCGUGAGGUCAUUCUUUUGCAGUUCUUUGAAAGUGAAGAUGCCUCGUUGACUCGGUCUGAGGUGAACAAACUUGUGAAUGGCACCGCAUUGAGACGGACGGUUAAAGAGAUAUUGGAAAGCGUCGCAACGCUAAAUAGCAACGAGCCUGACCCCACAAAACGUGUAUGGCGUUUAAGGCACGUUCCCGCUGACGCGGCUCUACGGAGGGCGAUGCUGCAGGACGCAGAAAACGUGCACAGACAGGAGGUGACGUUUCAACGCAUGCAGUGGGAACAUUUUAGACCGCAUAUUAAAGCCCAUAUAAAUGCGAUUAACGCCGGCAUGCCAGUAUCACGGCUUCUCUUGGCUACGCGGCGACAUGGGAUGGGCACGGAUGCAACGAAAUUAACCGGUGCAGCGGUGGUAGCGGCAGGUGCGUCUCCUGCCUCCUUCAAGGAAGAUGAUCUGGCACCCAUUGUGGCGCACAUUCGACGACUUUUUUUGGAGUAUGGUGUGUUAAACAAGCAGCGGACGAAGGAGUUAGUCAUGAAGGGGAAGCAACAGCAUUACCCAGACGCGACAAACCCAAUGCUGAGUGCGGCUCUGCAGCGAUGUGUACAGACAUUUACAAAUGCCACGUGGGUGCUGAAACAACUUGGUGAGCCGAAGGUGGAUCGUUACAGACCGUUAAUCCUGGAGACGGCGGUGGAGCUUGUGAAUUUUGAGACACGUGCUUUCCAUGCGUUACUUGAGGAGAAGCGACGGCAACAAUCCGCGGAUGAAGGAGGGGGAAGCGAUGGAGAUGGUGUAAACCAUGAAGAAAUGCAAAAGAUCGUCUCACGUGUGCUGGCAGAGGUGGCAGUCUUCAAACAGCACGAGAGACUGUGGCACAUCAAGAGCGGGAAUGUGAUGAUGGAGUAA